This is a messenger RNA of Mytilus trossulus (common blue mussel), 2320 nucleotides long. RefSeq names its product copper chaperone for superoxide dismutase-like. Bases 119 to 829 code for a protein of 236 amino acids. Gene Ontology annotation, biological process: superoxide metabolic process. The record is from RefSeq and is a predicted model, not a curated record. NCBI's taxonomy places the organism in Eukaryota, Metazoa, Mollusca, Bivalvia, Mytilida, Mytilidae. Gene Ontology annotation, molecular function: copper ion binding; superoxide dismutase copper chaperone activity. The transcript is spliced from 7 exons.
CAAAACACAGUGAAAAGUCUAGAAAGCUUCCGAAAAAGAUCAACAAGUGGCAGACAACUCAGAAAAAGGACUAACAACAGAAGUGACAUAAAUCAUACAUAAUACUAUAUUUUGAACUAUGUCAGUAAACUGCACUAUGGAGUUUGCUGUGGAGGGCUGUCCUCACAAGGCAAAGAAAGCACUCGAUGGAAAAGAUGGUAUCCAGUCAGUUUCUAUAGAGUCUGGAUCAAACUCAUUGGUUGUACAGUCAAACCUAAGUUCCACACAAGUCAAUAAUAUCAUAGAAACAUCAGGACAGAGGGGUGUGUUGAUGGGCUAUGGAGGGUUAACUGGUAAACCCAACCUUGGUGCUGCAGUUGCUCUGAUGGAUACAGGGUUAGAUAGUAAAGUAAAGGGAGUAGUACGAUUUGUACAGGUAGAUGAUGCCACCUGUGUAGUAGAUGGAACAUUAGAUGGUUUAUUACCAGGAAAGUAUGGGGUUUAUCUACAUGAAUUUGGAGAUAUCUCAGCUGGUUGUAAUAGUUGUGGUGACAUUCUUGGGAAAUCUUUAAACAAGCCUGUUGGAGAGAUUGGUGAAAUCACAUCUAUAGCAGGGAGGGCAGAAUUCCGAGUAACUAAUAACAAUUUUAAAGUUUGGGACAUCAUUGGUAGAUCUUGUGUGUUACAUGACCAGGCACAGACAACAGACAAUAGGUUACUAUGUGGGAUAGUAGCUAGAUCAGCAGGAUUAUUCCAGAAUACCAAAAGAAUAUGUGCAUGUGAUGGGGUACCAGUAUGGGAUGAAAGGGAUACACCAGUUGCAGGACCAGGUCGUAAAUCCAAGAUAUGAAAGUAACCAAUGCAACAUCAGCUUGCUGUCAUCAUACAGAGGUUCACUGCAGGAAGUGAGAGAUACAGUUCAGAUAAUGGCCAUAUCACACAGAUUUGUAAUCAUACAAAGUAUCAUAAUUGUAUUGUAUAUUGCUUACAGAAAUCCAAAUUUAAGUCACCUUUUGAUAUAUUCAUUUUUCAUUUUGAAUAUUAUUUAUCGUACAUUCCAAAAUUCAUUCAAGUUCCCCCGUAUAACUCUUCUUUUAACUUUAAUUUGAUAUUCAAACAGUAAUUGUUUACCUCCCAAACUUUAAAGUACAAAAUGUAAUCAAACAGACACAGGUUUAUAAGGGGAGGGGCCAGUAUAAGAUUUAUUUCCAGUUUAAUAGAUGAGAAUUCAUGUUUUCAAAAUAUUAACAUGAUAUACAAUUUUUCCUAAAUUAGGUUGAUAAUUUGAAAUAGGGGAGAUAACUCUUUAAAAAAGUAAAUCAAACAUAACAUAAUAGACCCCUUUGGAAUUCAUCCAUCACUGGAAAAAACUCUUCAAUUAUGCCCGCCUUUAUGAUGCCAUUUACCAGAAAGAGGGGAUUGCCUAUAUCCCUGCACUUUUAACGUUCAUCUAGUGUAUUAAUGAUCGUCAUUAUGCAGGAUAAACUAGCAAUAAUGUUUGUUCUGUAGGUUCUGUAGUACACAAUUUCCUAAUGAUACAAUUGCUAAUUGUCAAUUAUUAGAAUUCAACUUGCCAUAUAAAUCGUGCAAUAUAGCAUCAUAGUUUUCCAAAAUCUUGCUCCACAUGGGAACAGAAGUGACAAGGCCCCUAAACAUACAAGUGAUAUUCACUAAAACCAAUUUUUUGACAGAAAUGCAUCAAACUCAAAAGUUGUCUGUUAUGUUAUAAUUGCAUUGGAAAUGAUAUGCAGGUAAAAUAAAUCAAAGAAUUGCUGAGCUAGUUUGUAGGAAACCAGUAGUCCUAUCCACAAAUACAGUUGUAGUCAGCCCCUAUCAAAUUAAACAUAUCCUCUUUUUCCAGUGACAGUCCAAGUUAUAGUUUUGGACUAUAAAACUGUAUAGUUUUACAUUUCAUGAUAUAAUGUAAAAGUUAACUUGAUUUAUUUUUAAACUUCACUAUUUUUUUGUGUUCAUACUAUGGGAUUAAUAUGAAUAUAUCUAUUUUAAUUUAAAAUAAUCCUGUAUGUCUGCAUUGUAUUUUUUGUAUUCUAAAUUAUUAACUGCAAUAUAUUUUUAAAUUUCAAAUACACUGAUCAAAGGACCAUUUCUAAUCAUACUGUUAAUUGAUUUAUUGAGAAAUUUCAUCAUUUUAGAAAAAAAUCAUUUAUGAAAUAAAAGAUAAUUAAAUUUGUAUUAAGAAUAGCCAAUUAAAUCAUUGACAUGAUUACUUUGUAACUUCGUAUUAAUUCUGAGGUAGAAAAAACAAAUUAUUUGGUUGAUUGAUUAUUCAUUGCACAAUGAAAUAAUUAUUAUCAUGUAAAUCUAUUGUGUGAAUAUUCAA